AUGAGUCAACAAUUAUAUUGUAGAAAUUAUAAUCUAGAAAAUAAUACUCAAGUAUUGAUUUCUUCAGUUAAAACUGAAAAAUUAGAUGCAGACAAAAUAUAUACCGUUGUAGCAAAAAUGUAUCAAGAAGAAAUGUGCCCAUAUAUAUCUGAUGUUGCUCGAAGAGUGAAUGAUCAAUUACAAAUUGGGACUCCUUCAAACAAUGAUACUUAUUCAAUAAGAAAUUUAACAAUUACAGAUUGUUUUAAUAUUUGUACAUGUUAUCCAUCUGUUUUUAUAUUAAAUGAUAGUAAAUCAAAUUCAGUAUCAUGUAACAAUGAAAUUGUAAUUGAACUUGUUCAUCCACCAGCAAAAUUAUCAAAUAUAAAUUGUAUAAGAUUACACAAUAAUAAGAUGUGGGUUGACCCUAAAGAACCUCAAGAUAUUUAUCCUAAUGAAUUAUGGUAUUCAUUUAUACAAUAUACUUGUAAUCUAUUAAGAAUAAUUGAGCAUAAUCCUAGAAGUCAAGGUAAUACUUUAAAAACAUAUCAAUUUAAAGGUGGUAGAUAUGGUUUUGCAGUUGAGUUAUAUGAAAAAGCUUUACCAUUUCUUGAUGGAUAUUCAUUGGGAAGUAUAUGUCAUAUUGUACAACUUGCAAUUUGGAAAGGGAUUCUCCGAUAUGAAAAUAAUAUAUUACAACCUGCCGCAGCUUGUUGGGAUGUAUCAAGUGUAUGCACUUCUGGAUUUUUCAAUAAAUCUACAAUUGAUUCUAAUUCAUACAUGUUAAAAAAUUUUGAUUCUCACGAAUUAGUAUUAUUAAAAAAACAAUUGAAUGAACUUUUAAAUGCUAAUCCAAAUGGUGUUUUAUUAUCACAACUUAAAAAACGAAUGAUAGCAAGAUUUCAGCAUAAUUUAAGUCCUGCUUUAUUUAAAGUAUCAAAAAUGAGUUCAUUACUACAGAGUGAUUUAUAUAAGAAAAUUUGUAGGAUAUAUGUUGAUGAUAAAAAUCAUGUAGUAAUUCAAUCAGCAGCAUUUCUUAUGCCUACAAAUGUACAUGAUUUGUCACAAAUUAAGGGGGUACCUUUAUAUGCAAAUACAAAUAACAUAUCAUCGACAUUAAAUAAAGAUAUAUUGAGUCCCAUGGUUCAAGAAAUUCCCUUCACAUUUCUAGCUUGGGCAGUUAAUUUAUCAAACAUAUCAAGUAAUAGUGGUUUAUUGGAGACUGAUUAUUACAGAGAGUAUAAUAAUGGAUUAAAUAAAAGAAAUAAUAAAUUCAUAUCAAAUGAAUAUAAUAUGGAAAAUUCAUAUAAUAUUGGUGAAAUUCAAGAUAAUAAGAUGGGACAUCAAUUUAUUUCUCAAAAAAGAAGAAUUUCAUAUAGUUCUGUAUCAACUACAGCAUCAAUUUAUUCUUCAGGUUCAAGGAGAUUUAAUAGUGGUAUUAUUGAUAAAGUCCCCUAUUCAAAUAAGAAUUCUUGUUUAGUAAGUUCGAAUUGUGAUUCAAUCCCUCAGAUAACUACAUAUGGGCAAUGGUUUUCACAGUUAAUUCCACAUACAUUAUUACAUAUAUCUGUAUUUAAGCCAUUGACACCACAUCAAAUUCAGUUAUUUAGACUAAUUCAGCAAUCUGAUUCGCAGAAUGUAUCAAGUAAAAUCCAUAAUUCAACAGAUAUUGCUUAUGAGAAUGUAUAA
Cryptosporidium muris RN66 is the source of this 1668-nucleotide messenger RNA. RefSeq lists its product as uncharacterized. Bases 1 to 1668 code for a protein of 555 amino acids. Lineage: Eukaryota; Apicomplexa; Conoidasida; Eucoccidiorida; Cryptosporidiidae. The record is from RefSeq and is a predicted model, not a curated record. The transcript has a single exon.